AUGGAAAAAUCCAAGUGCAUCAUCUGUGGGUCGACGAGCUUCCGGAUAGAAGAGGCCCAGCUGGUGUGCAACGAAUGCAACUACGUGAACGAAAUUCAACAGGAACAAUUCGAAGAUGACUAUGAGGAACACCCCAUAGACGAUCAUGUCAAUAAAGAAUACCUUGAGAAAGACUUUUACGACAUUCUGAAGAAACUCUACAGAAAUGAUAAGUUAAUCUCCAAGAUUAAAAAUUACGUCUUCAAAGAAAAUGAUGAAUUUUUUGUAAGGUACCAGAAGGUCUUGCUAAAUUUUCUGUAUGUCUUUGUGUCGGAACAUCAUUUGCCUCUUCUUCUUUACGAUGAAAUGAGGAAAAUUUGGUUCCACUUACUAAAGGUGAAUAUAAUGAACACAAAUGUGUACGUCCCUAUGGGCGAUGCGAAAGAUUCAGUCAAAUCCGUCUUCGAAGUUAUCCGGGCACAGAAACUGAAAGAUACUGUUGGGGACAUUCUGAACAAUGGAAACGUCAUUAAGGAGAUGAAAAAUGUGAUUAAAAAAAUGGGACUUAGUAAGUUAUCCUACUUUUUCAUCAUACAGAAGAAAAUCAUCAACGAGACGAGCAAGUCACUGGAAUUCCUCCCCAGAAAAAGUCAGAUCCUUAGACGGUCCGAUAUUAAACUGUUAAAUCUGUACAAACAGACUGCCCUCUUAGAUAGCGAAAAAAACAACAAGGAAGACUUUUUAAAGAUUAAUGAAAUAAUUCAUAACAUUCGGAGGGCGAGGCUGUCCAAUGAGGGGGAAGAAACUCACCAGGAUGGAGGUCACCAAGAUGGAGAUCACCAUUUUGCCAUUUCAAAUGUCACUGCCAAGGGGGAGGGUGCAAAUCCAGGGGGAUAUGUGGAUCACGGCAAGAGGCAGGAAGGGACACUCUCUAAUCAGCAAAUGAUGGAAGAACCACCCAGGCCAAACAAUUUCGCCGACAAUUACGAAGAUUUUGAUGUCUAUGAGAGGGCUGAGGAGGAUGGAAUGUUCAAUCUGGGCGACUUCGCCGAGUUUGACCAGUUUGGACAGCCGGAGCAGUUUGGACAGCCGGACCAGUUUAGCCAGCUCGACCACUUUGGCCAGUUGGACCAGUUCGACCAGUUGGACCAAUUUGACCAGCCGGACCAGCCUCAUCAGGGGGACCCAUCAGACCGGGCCGCUACCACCCCAAAGGAUGUCGCCAACUUCAACCAAGACGAAAAUUACGCGCACGCCGAACGAGUGUACCACUUCUACUCGUCCUUCCUAAUCAAUCAGUUACUCGAAAAUAAAAAACUAUUCAGACCAAUCGAUUCCAAUGUUUCCACAAAUUACAUGAACAGAUCCAUUAACCACACGAAUGUUAUCGAUUUAAUAUACCAGCAUGAUUUUUUAUAUUACUUCCACGAGGAGCUGAGGAAAAAAUGUGAUAUUGAAUUUUUGUCCUUCUACGACAUAAUGCAAGUGUUCAAAGGGGAUUACGAUUAUUUGUUUCCCCCCUCCUUGGGGCUGAGCACAGGUCCGUACAUCCCCGUCGGUCAGACGGAAACGAGUAGGAGUAUCCCCCCCCAAGGGAAAGGGGACGGAGACGAGGGACACACCUCCCAAGAGGACCUCUUCGCACAGGAGGGGCGCUUAUCCCAGGAGGGUCGAUUCCCCGAGGAGGGUCCCUUCUCUGAGGACCCCUUCGACGAGUUUACCCAAGUGAAGGAUGAUCCAGGCGACAGCUUCGGAUUCCAAAUGAGCGAGAGGCCCUUUUACGAGGAGCUCAAAAUGGAGCAGCAGUCCCUAGGUGUCCCGCUAAACGGUGGCCUACGCGAAAAGGCGGCGCUACACAGUGCCGAUGAACAUUCCUCCAGGGUUGAAUCCCUGCGGGAUGAUUUAAGCCUAGGAGGAGAGCCCUCCGAGUUCCUUGGCCCCAACGACGCACAAAGCGGUUGCGGCAGGGCGGAAGAAGGCGACCAAGUGAGGGGCGACCAACUGGAAGGGUUAUACGAACAAGGGUUCGGGGAGGAAGGCGAAGAGAAUGCCCUCGUCGAAAUGCUGAAGAGGGACGAGCUGGACAGACAAACCGAAACGAAUAGGAAGCAGAGCCGUUCCGGGGAUGAUGUAGAGAAAAUUUUGAAAAACUAUCAAAGGUACGUUGAACUGAGGAAAGCGAGCGGGAAGGCUGUCUUGCAGAACGAGCGCGCUGUUCUGAUUGAGACCCUAUCGGAUGAUGAGAGGUUCGAGGUAAAAAAUGAGCAGAAAAUGGAAGCUAAAAGAAAGGGGCCUAUGCAGGAGGGUAAAAGUCCAGUGGGAAGAUCCGAGGAAAAGGGAUAUGACACCGACCUACUUGGCCAGCUAUCCCCCCGCAGGAAUGAAGUAGACGACGUUGCAGAAUUGUAUAACGUAAAAGGUGUAUCUCCUUCGCGCAGAGAUGUGCCUUCCCCGGGUGGAAGCAAGGCGAGUUCGCCUCUCCAAGGGGAAGCACCAGGGGCAGGGGCAUCAGUGGAGGGUGGAGCAGUGACCGAAGCAGGGGAGAGGAAAGGGAAGCCAGUCAAGGGGGGGGUUGGCAGCAAUGGCAUAGGCCGUGUUAACAAUGUCGUAGGCGGUGUCAGCGGUGACCCCCCUGAUGCCACGAUCGUCACAACCAUACGCACGGUGUACAAGAAGCUCGAAUACCUAAAUAGCAUCAAACGGGAAAAGAGAAUAACAAUCGAAAAGCACUACUACGACAACGGGCUGAAGAAGGCACAGAAAAAUUAUAGCAAAAUUGAGCUCUUCGUGAAGGGGUGCAUAUUAAGACACAUAAAGGAGGAAAAUCUCAAAUCCGGAAAUCAAAAAAUGCUAUAUAUUCCCGAUAGAUACCUCAUCGAUUCGUACAUUUUUGAUGGCCUAUACAAAAACUUCCUCUACAUUUCCAACCUAAAGAGAUUCAGGACCAUAACGAUAAAGCACGUUUAUGGCCAGUAUGUUAAUUUUUUCCUAAACAAUUACAGACAGUAUUUAAUGGACGAUGAGGGUUACAAAUUCUGCUACAACUUCUCCUUCGAGCUGCUCUUCUACGUGCUGUACUACUCCAUGAGGAGGAUGCAGAUACAGUGUCUUCCUCAUAAUCUCACCUACUACAUUAAUUUGGACAAUUUUAAUCUCUAUCGAAUUUUUAAUAACGUCCCUGAAUUGAUACAAAAAAUUUACAAAGAUGAAUCCUCUCUUUUUUCUUUCCCCUUGAAGAAUCCAAAUUUCUCUGAAAUAAAGAAGUCUUUCUUUUUAAGAAAUCUCAAAAAUGGCGUACCCUUUCUAUGUCUCCACAACUAUGAGCACACCAGUAAGCAUUUCACACCUCAGGAAAAGGAAGAUAACGCAAAGGAGGAAACAAAAUUCCAUCUGCACAGAAUAACCUACUUUAAAAAUUCUAACCAUUUGAAAAUGGCAAAUAAGUUCUUAUCAAACUUUAUUAACGCCAAAUGGGUCAGAGAUUUAGAACUCUUUAACUCCAGUCUGAUUACGGACCUUUAUGGCCAGAUUAACGACUUGGUUUUUAAAUUUCAGCUGCCAAAUGUUGUUCAGAUUUAUUCCAUGAAGCUUCUUCACAUGGUAAUCUUUAAGUACCGAUUUUAUAAGUUCCUUUUCAAUGUAUACACCAAUCAAUAUGACGAUAUGCAUCGAGAAUUAAAUAAGUUUUACUCAUUUAAGCAUAUCGUCCGAGAUUUCAACAUGUUCUAUAGGAAAAGGAACAGGUCUCUGUUUUCUAAAAACGAAAUUAACAGAUAUAUUCUCUACUUAAUGAAAAAAGAGCUUUAUCUUAAGAAGAAAAUUUUGAAAAAAAAAAAAUACAUUCAUCGGAAUAGUGGACAGCUCAAUUACAAGGUUUACAAUAAAUUGAACUACUUCUAUCGUCAGAAAUUUAUCUGCACGUUUUUUAUCACCUUGAGAUUUUCCCUUUCCGUGGAGAAAAAGCGAUUUUAUAGCAUGGCUGCUGCUUGUGUUCUCACUGCCUGUAAGUUCUACUACCCCAUGAUGAGCUGCGACUUUUUUAGUUUUCAAAAUAUGUGCGUUCGGGACAAGUUUGAGAGCUUCCACCGCGCCAACCACUACCACUGCCACCUGCAGCAGGGGAUGCACCUCUACAAUGGGGCACACCUCCAAGGGGGUCCUCACCGGCCGGGGAAGCCCCUAACCAGGUCAACUAAGCAGCGGACCAGGCCAAGUAAGAAGCGAGCUAAGUGGGACCAUCCACACGCUCGAGGCGCACCUGCACGGGAAACCCACGUGUAUAGUCCCCUCCACAGCGAAAUCAAAGCGGCACUCAAAAGGGCGUGCUGUAGAGGAAGGCAAGCUAAAACGGCUAAGCAGAAAACGGACAUGUCGGAGGAGCCAAGCAGUCCAGCAACUCGUCCCCAUAGAAGAAAGCGAAAGUUACUCGCACCGUCGGGGCAACUGGACGCCCCGAGGGGGGGAAUAGAGGCCAAAAGGGCAAAGCGUGGCCGGAGCGACUGGGAAGAAGCCCCCCCGAUGUGGGAUGAAAGCUUCAUGGAUGAGAGCUUAAUCGGUGAGAGCUUACGGAAGGACCACAGGGGAGACAAACACACCGACGACGCAUGUGCCCACUACAGUGACAUCUUCACCGACGCGUCCGACGAGGCAUCCCUCGCGCGCCGCAAAGAUGGAGGGGCAAAUAGUCUUGGCUACAACCAAUUGGAGCAUUUCUUGGCGCAGGAUUACUCUGUGGAUGGUAGCGACUGCGGCAGCGAUAAUGACCAUAUGUGUGGCAAUGCCUAUGGAAAAUUUCAUAGAGAAAUCAUUUUUGAGGAGACACCCGUGGGGGGUAGGAAAACCAAAACGGAAACCAAAAUGAGAAGAAACCCCCCAAUGCCUAUUAAGAGAAUACACUUUAAAGCGUCCAUCCAGAAAAGCAAUUGCUAUUUUGUACCCAUCCCUCGCAUUAUGAAGUUGUUUUUUAAGUACAGAAGAUUUGCCUCUGUUGACACGACGUUGGACUCUCUCCUGGACGUGAAUCUUGACCUUGCAUCUAGUUCCACCGACGAGACGGACGAUGAAGAACAGUACAUUUCUCACGUCGCGUCACAAGAUGACCCAUCCCUGCCCAUUGCACGCAAGAGGGGCAGCACAGGAAGUGUAAGAAGCAGGCCUAUUAACAAGCAAGGAGACCUAAGUCGUAAACGAAAAUAUUUGAGUCUUAAUAAACGACUCAUGCCACGCAUAUACAUUUUUAAGAUUCAGCAAAGCGCUUCAGGUUCGGGUAAGAACAGAAAUAGACAUACAGAAAAACCACUCGUUGAUUUAAAAAAGCUGGUUGUACAUCAGAACCCGUACUGUUGCAAGGAGCUGUUGGAUGCUCCCCCUAAGAGGGUGUCCCCUCUUGAGAGAAAGUUCCAUCGAUUGAAGGGGAGGCUAUUUCAGGCCCUCUCCUUAACCAACUGCCCACAACAUUUAGACCAUUUUAAUUUCGAUUUGAAGAAGUUCUUUUUUUAUGACACCCUUCGAAGGGGGAUGGACGAGUGCGGGCUAUCCCCCCUCGAGGGAGAAGAAGCGCGAAAUGCACUCCGUGAAGAAGGAAGUAAUCUACUCUGUGAAGAAGCACGCAAUGGGCGCAGUGAAGAAGCAUUCAAUCUUCUCCGUGAAGAAGCUUCGGAAUGGUUUGUUCUUCUAAAAAUGGUAUCAUGCUGGGGAGGGAAAGAUACAUGUGAUCACUCGCUUCUGGGGAACGACCCCUCCGGGAGGCUCACGUCAAAUGUGGACGAGGACCCCACCGGGGACGACACGGCUAAGGGGAGAGAGAAAGACACAAGUGGGGAGACAGCCAUGCGGGAUGGUAGCGAUGUUGGCAGUCGGAUCAGAAGCCACAUCACCAGCUGCAUCAGUAGCCCCCCCGGCGCCAACCGAGCGGGGAAGGACCAACACCAGUUUGUAAACUUCAACGCAGAAACGGUGGAGCAAUUCAUAAGGGCGAAUAUCCUUGCGCGGAGGGAAAAGAAGCUCUACCGCGCACUGAAAAAACAAAGCAUUUAUAUCGAUGGAGAGGUCGCAGAGCGGGGGACAGAUGAUAAGUCACAAAUAAUUAAACAAAGACAUUUAAUACAUUCAAAGAGAUAUGAAAUUGUUUUCUUCCGAUACGUCAUGUAUGAAUACUACACCAUGUUGCAACUUCUUCCCGAUUUCCAAUUCAUGGUGGAUACGCUAAACGUAUUUAUUACCUACACAUGGAAUGUGUAUCACACUCUCUUUCUAUAUUACCAGAUAAAACAUACCAUAAAGGAAUUUUUCAAAUGCUUCACUCAAGUGAGAAACAUGCUCCAUUAUUUUCUCCUCAUCAUGAAGCGUAAAGAAUACAUACGUGCAAAACAGUUUAACUGUUUUUUCAGGAACAAGUACAGAAAGAAGAAAAAAAAAAUCUCGCACCAUAUAAAAAGAUUGUUUUUCGUCUUUGAGCUCUUCAGUGCCCUCUACGGAGUGAAGUGUAAAAUUCCCUACCAGUUCAAAUUUUCCCCAGGAGCAUUUUUUGUUAAUAAUACUUCCCUUAUAUAUCAUAGGAAGAAACCAGAUAGAGGAGAGGUCACUAAGAAGAAUGAAACCUUUGCUCAUCUGUGUAGCCUCCUUAAUGGGGGUUACUAUGAAUAUCUUAACAAUAUGCUCCAAAAUGUCUUCAAUCUCGAGAUGGUUAAAAGGACGGUGAAGAGAAAAAUGAGAAAGGCACGGAAUGAACUACACGAUAUUGUUAGGAAUGCCUACAUGUUUGAUGAUUAUAUCCAUUCGUAUGUUUUCCCUCCUACACGGAAAACGCUCUUCCAUAUAACCGUGAGGCAUGUCAAGUUUUUUAGCCUGACCUUUGAGGGCACCUUAAGGCUUGUUAGGGGGAACUAUGCCGCUUGUCUCGACGAGUACUACGAAGCGAUUGACAGGCGCGGCUUGUCUAGCUUGGACGAUGUCGUGACGGUGUUGUCCGUGGGUCCCUCCCAUGGAGGAUUACAUCUGCAGACAGGUGAAGGAGCCAGCACAGGUGGGAAUUACACUAUUAUCUCCUCAACCAAAUGUCGCAGAAACGCACACCGCGCUCUCUCCAAGUACCUAACCCUAAUUAUAGAGAUGUUGAAGCAGAAAACACGAGUACCAUACCUCUUCUGUGACAGCAGUGCUCCAUCCAGCAGGACCAAAGACAGCGGCGUCUACUUCCUCCACCAUGACCAAUCGGACGUCAUAAACGAUUGCAUCGAUUUUGUCAUGAGGAAAAAUUACAACGUUCUAAAUAACAAACAGCUGAGCGAUAUUUUAAAGUAUAAAGUGCUCGUGAACGUGCAACGGCAGGUGUGCAACCAGAUGGAGCGGUCCCAGUAUGACGAUGCGGGGUCGCACUUUUUUCAAAACCCUUCCUACAACAUACAACCCGACAUAGGAUCCUACCAUAUGGUUAAACUUUUUAAAUACUUUAAAAAAAUGAGGAGAAUUAUCACCCCCCCCCGAGAUGUAUUUCUCCUCUACUACCUAAGUUACUGCACCAACUUGUUCAGAAGGAACCUUUUCUCACGGAGCGAACUAUACAGCAGUAACUUUUUAGCCAGACGGGUACUCUGUUCUUUCCUACCUGGAGUCUUACGAUGGGACGGAAAAUCCAAUGAAACUUCAGUCCUCAUGAAGAAUAAAAUUAUAAGUUAUGUGCAACUCUUUAGAUUUAUCCUUCGUGGAAGGAGGAACACAUUUUUAGCAUCCGAGGGGGGGAUAUUCGUCUCCAUCUGUAACCCCUGCAGUAGGUGCUCCUUUUAUUUGGGACGAAAAAAAAAGCUUCUGGAAAAUUGUCCCUCCCCACCUGGGGAAGAAUCGAAUGGCACCUCCAGCUGGUGUGACGCGAAAUUUCAAUCUACAUUGCCCCCUCGGAGGACCAGAGAACGGAAAUCUUCUGACGGCACGAAAUUGGUAAAAUUGGUGGACCUCUCGCAAAGCUAUGCAAAAUUUGCGAGGCGUUUGCGGUGCCCCGUUUCGAGUACGAAUGAGCUCCUCCUAAAUAAAAUCGUUUUCUUCAAUCUGGAAAAUGAAACAGUCAUUAGUGACCUAUGGCAGGGGGCCAGGCACCCUCCACGGAUAGAGCAGAUCUGCGAUCGUAGUGGAGAAAACGCUUCAAAGGGACAGAAGCGAAAGUGGAAAGGAGCUCAGAUGGGACGAAUUCCCGCAGUCACCACCCCGCUGCAACAGAUCGCCUACUCCAUCAUUCUGGACAAUUUUAUCAACAACAAUAGGCAGAUCAUUUUGAUCAAAAAUGCCAACCGUUUUUACGCCAACUUGGAGGGGAAAAUUCAGAGCAAAUUUUACAGAAUGAGAAGCGGUAUUAAAGCCACCACGAACGACACUGUGAAUGGUUCCUCAAAUGGCGGUGCGAAUGGUUCCUCGAGUGGCCUCCCGAAUUGCAGUGGCAGCGCAAGCGUGUGCUCGCUCCCCCUUGGGCCGCCCCCUGCACAUCAAACCAAAAAGGGAAGGAGAAAGAAAACGAAGAGAACCCCCUCCUCUGCACACGACCGGAAGAUAGUAAAAUACAUCGCACCGACAAAGUACCACAAGAAGUGCAGCGUCUUAACAUCUAUGAUUCAUCAAAUGGAUUCAAAGAUAAACAAUCUGCCCUAUAGCAUCCUACCCAAAGAAGACCCAAUCAAAUCGACAGUCACCUUUGAAAUCCCAAGUGUGCCUAGCAAACAAAACGUAGCAGAGGCGGUGGACUCCAUCAGCUUGAUUCAUUCUAAAUUGUUUACAAAUCUGAAAUGCCUCUUCUGUACUGUCCCUUUGGAUGGGUACCUUAUUAGCUACCUGGAGAACAGAUUCGCUGAAAUGUUCCCAAGGGAGAAAGACCUAAGAGAGGAGCUUUUCUAUUUCGUUCAUGAUAUAUUCGUCAAGUGCAAAAUGGAUGCUUCAAAUGGGGGCGACGCCGCAGAGGUGCACCUGCAAGGGGGGAAAAACCACCCAGCAGAGAGAAUCCCUGGCGAAAGAACCCCCUGUGGAGUCAACCCCAGUGGAAGCGCCCCAAAUGACGCUUCCGCUCAGGAAGACGAAUUUCUUUACCUCUCAACCGAUGCCGACUCGUACAAAACCGAUUCGAUGUACCCCCUCCAGUUGAGAAAAAACCAAACAUAUCGUGAUGUGAAGAAAUUUUUUAAAAAAAAUCAGCGUCAACUAAACAUAGCUAUGGAAAAGAAGCAGUCCUGUCAGUUUAACAGAUGCACCUCCUUUUUCAAAGAAUCGGAACGUAGUCGCAGUAAUGCCAUCAUCAUACAUGAGUGUUACAGAAUAUUUUCCAAUCUUUUUAGUAAGCUCCGUAGCUGUCUCAGCCACUUUGAUGAGAAGGACCUCCGUGGGGGGGUCUCAUUUUACACCCGCGUAUUCGAGUGGUAUAGCAAUCUCAGCAUGUAUGACCCCUUUUUGCUCAUUUAUAAUAGACACUACGAUUAUGAUGCGGCAGUGAUGGGGGGUUCAGCUGGGGUUAGUGCCCCCUGUAAGGAAGGGGGAGAAGAUUCAAGCAAAUAUAAGAGUGACACAGAUGGGCAUCUUUCCGAUGGAGUGAUGAAAAAAGGGAAAGGAAAAAGCUCCAACAACUGCGGGAGACGAUUACAUACAAAACCGCACAUCUGUAUCUACAACGAUAGAACCUUUUUCAACGCGAACGACGCUGCGCUGGAAGCUGAGGUGGACAAAAGUGACAAGUAUGAGGAGUCCCUGGUAAAUUAUAAUCUGAACAGAAAUUGCCAUUUCGAGUUUCAACCAAAUGUAAAUAGCUUCACACUGAGGUUAAAAAAUGAUUACAUAGAGAAAAAAAAUAAAACGAUAAAUGAGCAAGUGAGGAAGAAACAGAUACAUAAGAUAAGAUACGUGCAGAAUGUUGUUCGCACGAGGAGGUAUACCUACUUUUUCUUCUCCUGUUUCGUCUACCCAAUGAGUCACGUGCCCAGAAUUAUGUACCUUUUCUCCAUAAGGUAUUUCCCCUCCCUCUUUGUAAAAACAGCGAAUUAUUUGAACUAUCUAAAAGUAGACCAGCACAUGAUUCAAUUCUUGUCUACCUACGAUGUGAGUACAAUUAGCGAGAUCUUCAGAAAUAUAAAAAAACAGAAGAACUCAGAAAAUGUUUUCCAUUUGUUACGCUUUAGGGGGUUCUACAUUAAUCCAUUUUCUUUGCUAGGCAGUAUGUACUACUCAAAGGAGAUUCAACUUUUGUGCUCUAACUUCAAAUUGUCAUUAUGCAGCUAUUUUAAUACGCUUCAUACCGUUUUGUCCGUGGAGAACAUGAAGAGAGAGUCUAAGUGUGUUACCCAGGAGCAGGGCAGACUGGGGUGGGACCCAAGCGGAGCCGCAGCAGGGCAUAGACAGCAGUUGAGCAACCGGUACAGAGCGGAUAGCAAUAUCGACGCGGAGCAUAUCAUCCCAGAGGGAACUCGCAUCGAUCAAAACUCAUCAGGGAUCGACCCAGAUCUGUUUGGAUUGUAUCAGAACGAGUUCGGGGAAAUCCGAAGCGUGUUUGACGUCCCCCGGAAGGAGUCAGACGAAAUAUCCUUCCCAGACGACGAGGAGGGAAGAAGCGAAACGACCACUUCAAACGUAAAUGGAAGAAGGAGAAGAGAAGAAAAGAAAAAACAGGAAAAAAACCCCAACGAUUCGCACAAUUCCGUGACGGAGACUUACGUCAGAACGACCAUCAAAUUUUCCGACGACGCGAAGAACAACAUCGACGAUGAUAAAAUAAAUAGAUUUUUUGAAAAGAUCAACCGUAGGGACAGUGGGCCCUUUUCCAAGCGGAGCCGUGAAAUGAAAAACAUCUCCCUUCUGGAGGACACAAUACGAAACGGAGGCCAAGAAAAUAGGCACUUAGAAGAUACCACCUUUACAAGCCAAAUGAAUGAACUUUUGUCCAAAGAAAACAUCCUUGACGACGAUGAAGAUAAUGAGAGCCAGACUUACCUGCAGCGUGCUCGAAAUUUCAACUGCCUGUCUAUCACCCCGAAUGUCCUUGCGCUGAGGCCACUCGAACGGGGGGCAAAGAGACGAAGGCAACGGGAACAACAGAUUCUUGCCGAGAGGAAGCUGCAAAGUAGACCCCCACCUAUGUACACACGUUUAUCCAGGCUCCCACCAGAUCGUUCCUACAGCGAUCAACCUGUGCACAUAGAAAAGGAAGACCAUUCCAAGUCGCAAUAUUACUUGUUUGGAGAAGACGAAACGAAUGUACUUUCAGUCAUUGAAAAGGGGAAAAAGGCUUCUCAAAGAGCGGCAGCGUCUCGCCACUCCAGUGCAAAGGAGGGAAAGAAGGGGGUAGCGGAAGGAGUGGCAGGUGCCGAAAUGGAAGGGAUUGCUGAAAUGGCGGAAAGAGCAGACGACACGUUCACGGAGAACAUCACCACAGCGAACAACAGAGAUGGGAACAACGAAUGCGUCACUGAGCAGCAGUUUGAGAUGUAUGACCCCUGCGUGGAGCGAGAGGAGCGGGACAGCCAGAGUGACCUGUACGGAGGUUCCCACGUGGCGGACAGUUCAACGAGUCGCAGCUGGAGUCACAACUGGAGUCACAACUGGAACAACAACCCCAGCGUCGGCGUGAGUCACAGUACAAGUUGGAACGAGAGUCGAAAUGCCACCUUCUUCAGUACCAGCCGCAACCCGAGUGUGAACCACAUGGGCGUGGGGGGAAGGAAGAUCGGCCUCCACAAGGCUGGCAAAGUUGGCAAAAUUGGCAAAGUUAGCACCGUUAGCGGCAGAGACGGUACUAACUUCAAACGCGGAAGUCGCUCCAAAGAGAAGAGCAUUCCCUCUAGGAGAGUCCGGCGCAUAUAUGACAAGUGCCUCCGAAAACAGCUGGACACGGAAAUGGCGCACCCCCGAUCAACACCAUCAGAGACAAUAAACCUCUACAACAUUAUUAUAAAUUCGCUGAAUAACCAGAUUCUUCUAAAAAAUGACUCCAUCACAUAUGGGAAGUAUAUAAAGAAGACCCCCUUGGAAUUUAAUUACAUCGUCUACAAAGAGUUUUCUACGCACACAAGCUACUACUCGGAGCCCUACGACAAAAGUGUGCUGAACGAAUUUGUCGAGAUUUUCUACACGGACAAGUUUAGGGAGAAUUACUUCGGAGGUGGACGAGCGCAAAGGGAGGAGUCGAGAAGAGUAGCUAUACUGGACCAGAGGGAAGAAGUAGCUAUGCUUCUUCACAGAGGCGAUACAACUAGGCUCAACUCCGGUGGAGGUGACCCACUUUUUGUCACUCAGGAGGGCAAUGAAAACAGAUCGCAGUUGGACGAAUUUUUCUGUCUGAAUGAUGAGCCUUUUUCGGCUGGCGGGGGCGAGGAGCCCUUGCCUGGGAAACAGGCUGGAAGUGAACGCGCCCGGGAAGGUGAUCCCCAAAGUGAUCUCCAGAGUGAUUUGCAAAGUGACCCCCAAAGUGAUUUCCAAGGUGAUUUCCAAAAUGACCCCCAAAUUGAUUUCCAAGGUGAUUUCCAAAAUGACCCCCAAAGCGACCCCCACGAAGAAGAUAACAUAAGGAGCAUGAUGAACCCAUUUUGGGAGGACGAAAAUCUGCUGGAGAAUAUACACAGUGGACAAAAGGAUAUGCACAUGGAAGGAACGAAUGAGCCACACAUUAACUAUGAAGAAAGUACCGCUUCUCUCUUCUCCGACUACUAUGACAGCAAUGCCGAGAGUGAAGCAAAUGAUUUCCACAACGAUUCCUACACUGUGUGUUCAUUCUAUCUUCACAAACCGGUGUAUAUUUUCGAUGAGCAGAGUGAGAUUAACCAACUGGAAAGGGAAACGCAUCAAAGUAGGGACAUAAAAAAUGACCCCUCUUCAUCCGCAGCUGCUCCGAAAACCAUGGAUGACUUAUUUUUCCCUCUCAACAAAGAUCCACUUUCAAAGUAUAUCACAAAAAAUGACAGGAAACUUAAAAAGGUAUACAAAAAAUUGAUAGGCAAAAUGGAGUACGACAGAAAUGCCAAACGGACCUCCUACGCCAUUUAUGACAGGACAAAUAACUUCCUUCUGUAUGAUUAUAAAUGCGCCAUGUAUAAAAACAUUUGGGGGAAAUUUACAAAGAAAUAUGUCAAAAAGAAGAAAAAUAUACACAUGAAGAACGUCUUCAGCGGGAAUAAUUUGAUCAUCAAUACCAUCACUAAUGAUAUUUAUCCCUACGAUCAGGAGGUGAGAAAAGUUGUCCAAAUUUAUAAGAGGAACAAAUUGUUCAUAAAAAAUGCCAAGGAGAGGCACAUCUCCAGGAAGUAUAGGCAUUCCUUUCCCUGGGUUGGAGACAACAUGCUCGUCUGCCGCAAGGACGUCGAUUUGUUCAUCAUGGCCGGAUACAGCUCCAUCCUGACGCACCAAAAUACCUCCUACUUAAAAAGUUUUAAUUACCACUCGGCAAAUCCGUUUAUCCCUUUAUAUUAUAAAACCUUGUCAAGGAAUUUAGAUCACCUCAGCACAAUGAUGUGCCUUCUCAUCAAGGCCUUCAGCUCCUACAUGGGAUGCCCAUCCAAUGACUUAAUUACGGCUUGCAAAGAAGUGGAAUGUAUAUUUUUUCGGUUCUGUUUGUAG
Messenger RNA from Plasmodium inui San Antonio 1, 13554 nucleotides. RefSeq lists its product as hypothetical. The record is from RefSeq and is a predicted model, not a curated record. NCBI's taxonomy places the organism in Eukaryota, Apicomplexa, Aconoidasida, Haemosporida, Plasmodiidae. The transcript has 4 exons. The coding region runs from base 1 to 13554 and encodes 4517 amino acids.